AUGACCAGACUGCGAUUACCGGGGUCUUUCUUUCAGAUCUCUCGCUUGUCUUCCAUUCGCGCUCCACCUCUCCACUCCCGCACCGCAGCUCUACCAACACGCCCGCGCAACUGCUCAAAGAACUUCCUACAGACUUGUGCUACCAGCUACCACCUUCUCAUGCGUGUCCGCGAAUUCGAAUCGCAUUCCCCCGAGCCAGCGAGUAAGAAGCGACGCAUUUCAACCUCACCCCUCACGCGGGGUGCCUUGCGCGAAAUGCCACCAACCCACACCCACCCCACCAUCGAGCUCACCCCGAUCGAGAGCACCCUCCGAACCCUCCUCCUAGACGUUGCGCAGUACAUUCAGCAAAAUGGAUUACUCGAAGAAGGCAGCAAUGAGCUGAGAUACCCCGAAACCGUCUUGCGAUUCACAGGCGGUUGGGUUCGAGACAAACUGCUUGGGAUCGGCAGCAAUGAUAUCGACGUGGGGAUUAGCAGCAUGACUGGUAGCCAGUUCGGAAACGCCCUGAAGGAAUAUCUGGAUAUCCCAGAGAACCUUGAAAAAUACAAGAAGGGAUUGCCCAAUGGUGAAAUAAAUGAUGCCAUUGUUAGUAUCCACAAGAUCGAUGCCAACCCCGAAAAGUCAAAGCACCUGGAGACUGUGACAACCAAGAUCUUCGGGCUGGAUAUUGAUCUGGUCAACUUGCGCAAAGAGACAUAUACAGAUGACAGUCGCAAUCCCCAAAUGGAGUUCGGUACAGCGGUGGAAGAUGCCUUGCGACGAGAUGCCACGAUCAAUGCGAUGUUUUAUAACCUGAAUGAAUCCUGCUUAGAAGACUUGACAGAGCAAGGAUUGGAAGAUAUGAAGAAGAAGAUCAUACGCACACCAUUGGAACCAUAUCAAACAUUCAAGGAUGAUCCACUCCGUGUACUGCGCUUGAUCCGAUUCGCUAGUCGAUUGGAGUAUUCAAUCGACGAGGAGGCAGAGAUAGCUAUGCGAAACGAGGAUAUUAGCGAGGCAUUAAAGCUAAAGAUCAGCAAGGAACGCGUUGGAACUGAAUUGGAAAAGAUGCUGCGCGGUAAGUCUACCUCUGGAACUGUGUAUGUCUUUCCCUGUUUUCUAAUGGCAGCCGAAAUAUCGCACAGGGCCCCAUCCUCUUCACGCGCUUCAAUUCAUUGA
Messenger RNA from Penicillium manginii, 1161 nucleotides. RefSeq names its product tRNA adenylyltransferase. Bases 1 to 1161 code for a protein of 386 amino acids. Gene Ontology annotation, biological process: tRNA 3'-terminal CCA addition. The transcript has a single exon. The record is from RefSeq and is a predicted model, not a curated record. Gene Ontology annotation, molecular function: RNA binding; ATP:3'-cytidine-cytidine-tRNA adenylyltransferase activity. NCBI's taxonomy places the organism in Eukaryota, Fungi, Ascomycota, Eurotiomycetes, Eurotiales, Aspergillaceae.